Molecule: messenger RNA, 8182 nt
Organism: Drosophila mojavensis
Lineage: Eukaryota; Metazoa; Arthropoda; Insecta; Diptera; Drosophilidae
Gene: ndl
Product: serine protease nudel
Exons: 15
Coding region: 1-8079 (2692 amino acids)
Biological process (GO): proteolysis
Molecular function (GO): serine-type endopeptidase activity; protein binding
Source: RefSeq, a predicted model, not a curated record
AUGAGUCAAAGUUUGGAUGAACUCGAAGCGAAGCGUUCGCCGCGUCUUUCACGCCGGGGCUGCACUGCUCGCCUGCCUUAUACACGUAUUCUGAUCAUAUCCCUGCUGGUCAUAGCGACACUACUCAUCUCACUCAUCUAUUAUGGCAUUGUGCUGGAGCGCAUGGAUCGCUUGCGUCAAAUAAUGUCGCUCAAUGAGAAACACGCGCGUCAUGUGCAACCCAUUGAUGAGAAGGCGAUCGUAAUAGGGCCGCAAUUGGAACCUUUUCGUACACCGCUGAGGAAAGCUGAUUCCGAGCCGAUUGCAACCAAGAGCGAGGAGCAGCUAUUGCGCUUAAAGCAUUUGCGCUUCAAGUUUCGGCUGAAGCGCUUGAAGCUUCGAUCGCGACGCAGUCUGCAGUCUUUAGAUUUGCUGGAUCCCAUCCAGCUGGAGGCCAACAUGCAGCAGCUGUAUACUAGGAUGCGCAACAAGCGAGCCCGGGCAGUGUUGAGUCAGCUUGAAACGGAGUAUGUGAGGUGCAAGAAGCAGACGCCAGAGCAUUGCAUGUCGGCUUUCAUGCGCAUGUACCAGAUGGCCAAGGAGGUAACCGAAAAGGUGGACAAGAUGAAGGAAAUCAUUCGGGAUCAUCUGGACUCACACAGUGUUGAGUCGCACGAGUUUGAGCCAUAUGCUCCGGCCAAGGCGACGACGAACGCAACAGUCGAUCAACUGCAGGAGGCGACGACUCCGCUCACAAACAGCAGCGCAGCUGGCGAUGGAGACAACGAGGAGACGACGACAGUGAAGCCCAAUAGGGUCAAGAUAAAGCCAGCGCAGAUCAGCUGGAUUAUCGAUGGACCCGGGCACGAUGAGCAGGAGGCGUAUGUGGAGAAUACGCCCAGAGCUAUGUUGGACCUGAGCAACGGAACGACAACCACUUUCGCUACAACAACAAUGGAGAGCACCUUACCUACGACAAUGAUGGACAUGGAAGCAACAACAACAACACCUACUGGUAAUAACAGCUUCACUAGGGUUUCUCCAUCUCCGAUAGCUUCGACAACAGCCUUAGAUAAAACCACCUCCAGCCACAGCAGCUCCUUAACUAGCACCACCAGCCAUCCUUUGUCAAUUCUAACCACUGAAGGACCCGAAUCGGACAACAUAACAGAUCAAAUCACUUGGAUCUUGGAUCGUUUCGAUAAGCCCAAGGAGAUUGUGCACACCACAGAGCGAACAAUGGAUAAAACCACCAUAGAAACCACUAUACCACCUAGCAUCGAACAUGACUCAGUGCCAUUGCACUCCGAUAACCAUAUGAAAGAGCAAACUACCAGAAAGCCGACGACAGAUGCACCUGCACCACUCGCAACCACUGCCAGAGGACUGAAUGAGACAACAACACACAAGAGCAUAGCAGAUCAAGAGGUGGAGAGUACAAUACACACGAGCACCACUCCCACAACCACCGUAAUACCCACUACAACACUCCAUACAACCACAACGACCGUAGCUACAGAUGGUGCCAACCACACGGCCUUUCCGACUAAGCCCAAGCCAAUCAAAAUCAGUUGGAUAAUUGACGGCUAUGUGAACAGCAAUGAGGAGAGUAGCACAACUCAAGCGCCAACCACUGUAGCCACCACUCGCACGACCACGCCAAUCGCCACUGAGAGUGCAACUGAAGUCGCGUCGUCACCUACAUACCCACCUACAACCAUUGAGAACAUUGGGACUGACACCACCGAACUCACACCCACUGGCAUCACGACUGAGAGCACCAAUCGAACCACCAUCACAGCUACCACUGAAGCUGAAAGUGUGCUGAAUGAAACUACUCAGACAGCUGCCACUGAAGCUACAUUUGAGAGCACCACUCACAUAACCACCAACAACUCCUCUGGAUGGGCAGCUGACGCACAUCCAUUAGAUAAUCCAUCGAGCAUGGAAAAUAUGAUAAUUGUUACAGUCCAAGUCCCGGCUCUCACUGAAGCCACCACCAGCAAUACCACUGAGAGCACCACUCUAAUAACCACGGAAGUAGCACCUCAGGUACAUCCUUUAGACAAUCCCACCAGCAUUGAAAACAUGGUGGUUGCAACAACCGAAGCCGUAACCACUGAAACCACCACUGAGAGCACCACUGAAGGAGCGCGCGGAGUACACCCGUUGGAUAAUCCAAGCAGUAUUGAAAACAUGCUGGACAGCUUUGAGCGCCAUGAGGAGGAGAAGCCGCUGAUCCAUGUCCUGCCCAGCAACGACACAUCAAAGUCUGACGAGUCGGAGAGUUUGGAUAUCUAUGAUCGAAAGCAUUGGCUGAAGCAGUUCGAGAAGGAUGCAGCACCGAAGCAGGACGAGCUCAUCGAGACAUUCGGAACUGCGCAGGACACUGAGAGCCUGAAGCAGCUGGGGCCCAAAAUAAAUCCCGUCAGUGGCAAGGUGACAAACGCUGCCGAUGCACAGCUCAUCACCAUAUGCGAGCACUUGUCCCGCAAGCUGCAGUUGAAGGCAGCCGCCGAGGCAAAGGAGGCGGACAGCAAUGAGCCGUACACCGCCUCGCCGACCGUGCAGUUCACGAGUCGAGCGCCUGGCGGAUUUCCGGUGUCUGGCGAGACGAUGAAGGCCUCUGCCCAGUUCAUGUUCAAUCCGAGCUUCGGCAUGCCCAGCAUACCCGUCUGCUUCUAUAUGACUCCUGCCAACUUCCGCAUGCCCAUGUGGUCGGCCACGCCCUCGUUUAUGGGCAUGCAGGGCGCCCAGUUUGGCGGCUCAUCGAAUGCCGGUGGCAUCUUCUUUGUGCCGCAGCAGUUCGGGCCGUCGGGCAACUUCUUCGGUGGCAGCGCCGGCACAGCGGGCGGCUCGCAGAACCAGCUGCCCAACAUCUUCUCGAAGAACGCUUCGCCGCAGAAGCAGCCCAACGGGCAGCAGCAGCUCUACUGCACCUACAUGCAGAACCAGCAGGGCCAGGCGGCACAGACGGGCAACAUGACGCCCAACAACCAGGCGGGCUUCUCCAAUGCCAACUUCAAGAUGCGCCAUGCCAACCAGACGGGCGUGGCGCAGCGCAGCCAGAUCAUCUACGCCUCCUAUCUGGGCGUGCCGCAGCAGCCACAGGAGCGCUUCAAGUGCCCCGAGGCGGAGCAGGUGGCCUGCUUUGGCCAGAAGCAAUGCAUUGCCGCUUCGCGCUGGUGCGACAAUGUCGUCGACUGCUCGGACGGCAGCGAUGAGUCGGCCUGCACCUGUGCUGAUCGCUUGGACGAGGAUCGGCUGUGCGAUGGCUACGCGGACUGCCCCAUGGGCGAGGAUGAGCUGGGCUGCUUUGGCUGCGAGCCACUGGCGCACUCCUGCUACGAGAAUGCCGGGGAGUAUGCGCGACACAAUCGCUCCACCUUGUCCAUGUGCUACAGUCGCUACGAGCGCUGCGACGGCGUCUUCAACUGCCUCAACAAACGCGAUGAGCAGCAGUGCAGCCUGCUGGUUAGAGAUGUGGCCAAUCCCAUGUCGCAUUCAGCCACCGCCUCGGAGGGCUUCCUGUAUCGCAAUCAUCAGGGCGAGUGGUAUCCGGUUUGCAAUAAUGGCGACAGAUGGGCCGCCGAUGCCUGUGAAGUGUCGGAGCACGGGGAAGCCACUAAUGUGACCUUCAAGCAGCUGAAGCUGCCGGGCCCAUUCAUUGAGCCAUCGCUGCACGCGGGCAUUCACUUUGCCCAGGCCUGCCAAGGCCGCAAUGACCAGGAGACGCUGCUCGACCACGUUGCCUAUGUCAAGUGUCCGCCCAGGCAGUGCGGCCUGCCCAGCAAGCCGAGCGAGAGCGUGCGCUCCAAGCGCUCUAGGCGGGCGCCCAUUCAGGAUAAAUUGGAAUCGGGCAAGAGUCGCAUCGUGGGCGGCAGCUACGCCGCUCCCUUGGAGUGGCCCUUCGCAGUGGCCAUCUACCGGGAUGGCAAGUUCCACUGUGGCGGCACCAUCUACACCGAGCACUGGAUCAUCAGCGCUGCCCACUGCGUGAUCAAUUUUGGGAAGUACUACUACGAGGUGCGCGCUGGACUCUUGCGCCGCACCAGCUACUCACCCGCUACGCAAAUCCAGCCCGUUUCGCAUGUGGUGGUGCAUCAGGGCUACGAGCGGCGCAGCAUGCGCAACGAUCUCUCCCUGCUGCGCGUGGCAGCACCGCUGCAGUUCAAUCGCUGGGUGAAGCCCAUCUGUCUGCCGGAUGUGGGACGGACGACCUUCGGCGACGACUGGAUCUGGGGACCCGAGGAGCACACGCUCUGCACAGUCGUCGGCUGGGGCGCCAUUCGAGAGAAGGGGCCGAGCAGCGAUGCCAUGCGUCAGGUUGUUGUGCCCAUACGCAAGGGCUGCACGGAUCCCGAAGACCAGGCGUCGGAGGAUGUGUGUGCCGGCGAGCCGGGCGGCGGUCGUGAUGCCUGCCAGGGCGAUUCGGGUGGCCCGCUCUUCUGCCGUAGCGUUACGCAGCCGGAGCAAUGGUAUUUGGCAGGAGUCGUUAGCCACGGCAAUGGCUGUGCCCGGCCCAAGGAGUUUGGCGUCUAUACGCGCGUCGCCCUCUAUCUGGACUGGCUGGAGCUGGCGGUGACACCGCGUCUGCUGCCAGCACGUCAGCCGCUCCAACGCUGUCCGGGCUUCACCUGCGUCUGGGGCGGCAAGCGAUGCAUCGCCCAGCGACGCCGCUGCGACCGCAAUGUGGAUUGUCUGGGCGGCGAGGAUGAGGUGGGCUGCUCCUACAACUUCAUACCGGACAUGGUGGGCGGCACUCGGCUGAAUGUCAGCAGCACCACCGAGAGCGACUAUUAUCCCCAGGAACAAAAGGGGCCACUUGACCAGGAAGUGCAGCAAACUGAGAACAAACUGCGCCAGGAUGUGCCCAUAGACAAUGAUGACUUGUUUGCUGACUUAACAACUGAAAACGAGGAGAGUGAAGCGGGAGCCAUUACGGAGGAGCAGAGCAACACGCCCGCAGCAGCAGAGACCACAACCACAGACAGCUCAGCAACAACAGCAACAACAGCAACGACAGCAACAACAACUUGGCCCACGCCCACAGAGGAUUUGAUGAAGUUGACGGACCUGAUAAGCCAACUGCUUGAAGAGUCAACGACGUCCACCCCCAGUCUGGCCACAGCAACUGCAACAAGUGCAACAAAUGCCACAGACGAAACAAUGGCAACAGUUGCAACAACGGCAGCAACAACAAUUGCUGUUGCAGUUGCAAGCACAACUUUGGGGCCGACUUUUACAGCCAUUGACAGCACAACUAGGCAAAGUGUGCCACAGCCUGCAGCAGCAUCGACAACAACAACAACGACAGUUGCCACAACGUCAACCACACAGGCAACCACAACAAACAACAGCCAGGUUCAAACGGAGAAGCCAUUGGCCAACAAGUUUAUUUGCCAGAAAUUGCCACAAAUCAUUGAUCGGCUGCAUCGCUGCGAUCGCAAGGUGGACUGCGAGGAUGGCACCGAUGAGCUGGACUGCAGCUGCCGGGACUACCUCAAGGGCAGCCUCAACGCGCUCAUCUGCGACGGCAAGGCGGAUUGCGAGGAUUUGACGGAUGAGCAGAAUUGCGGUGGCUGUGGGGCUGAGGAGUAUCACUGUGCGCUGUCAAAGAUCUGCCUGCCGCUGGCCAAGCGCUGCGACAACGUCGUCGACUGCAAGUUUAAUGAGGACGAAAAGGAUUGCUUUGCUCUGACCAAUGGCCAUGACGUGCACUUCGAUGCCCAUCAGAAACCCAAGUUCAGCAACGUUGGCAUCUUCUCCAAGAAUGCGCAUGGACUGUGGCGCGUGGUGUGCGCCCACGAGACGGGCUUCCACGAGCACCAGGCCAAGACGGCGGACACUGUGUGCGCUCUGCUGGGCUUCAGGGGCGCGCACUACUACAACAGCACCGAGUUCGUUAGCCAACGGCAGAUGCAGCCCAUCACGCCAGAGCUGGCCAAAUCCCGGGCUAGCAGCGAUCUGCGAGCGCUAAUGCGGGACAAUGCGCAGCUGUCCAGCAAUGAGCUGGGGCAUUCCCACCACCAGCAGACGCUGCCCGGCCAGCAGCGAGCGCGCGUGCUGCCCAGCAAGUGCCUAGGCAUAUAUGUGGAGUGCAAUGCCCGCUCCAAUGCGACGCUGCCGCUGAAAACCUUUAGCGCUGGCCAGGCGGUGACGCCUCCGCCCGCUGAGCAGCUGCCUGAGCUGCUGCCCUCCAUCCAGACAAACGUGCGGCCAUAUGUGCACUUCAAGCCGCUGCUGCCGCUGCAGGUGGUCAACAAGAAGGAUGAGAUCAUGGAUCACCUGGAAGCGUUGAUCAAGAGCAAGAACAACAAGACGCUGCUGGUGCAGGAGCAGCUGCACGAGGCCAUCGAAGAGCUGCAUUGGCCCUGGCUGGCGGAUGUCUAUGUGGACGGCGAGCUGUGGUGCUUGGGCGUUCUGCUGGACAAGCACUGGCUGCUGGUGCACGAGACCUGCCUCGCCGGCUUAAGCUUUGAUACACACUACAUCAGCGUCCUGCUGGGCGGCGGUAAGACGAAGCGCUCUCUGCACCGCAGCAACCAUGAGCAAAUACGUCGCGUGGAUUGCUUUGAGACAGUGCCUCGCUCCAAUGUGCUGCUCUAUCACCUGGAGCAGCCGGCGAGAUUCACGCACUUUGUGCUGCCCACGUUUCUGCCAGAGAUCUCUGCUGAAGACGAAGUCGCUCCGCACGAAUGCAUCAGCGUGCUGCACGAUGAUCGCACGGGGCGCAUUAAGACCGUGGCCAUUGCUUCCAUCACGAACGACAGCAGCUGCAGCUCCUGCUACCAGCUGCAAGAGCGCAAGCCCUCGAGCAACCUGAUGCGCAUGCUGAAUCUGAGUGCCGAGGACAUGGCCUCCAUAUCGGAAGAGGUGGAGCUGGUGAGCGGCGUGGCAGGUGCCAAGUCGAUGCCCGCCCUGACCACAUUCACCAGCUGCACGCAGUUUGGCCAGCGGAACACAACGAAUCUGCAGAGCCAGCCCACAGAUCAGGGCGUGCUGGUGUGCAGGGAUGCGCACACUGGCUGGUAUCCUGCGGCGAUCUUCAACUACAACAACACCAACUGCCGCAGCUUCAGGUCGCCCUUUGCCAUUAGGAAACUCAACGAGGCCUACAAAAUGCUGCAGCAUGUCAUAGAUCAUCCGCAUUGCAGCAAUGUUCUGGCAACGCCCCCCUGCGCCACCCAUCGCUGUCCUCUGGGCGCCUGCCUGCCGCAGUCGGCGCUCUGCAAUGGCCGCAACGACUGCCACGAUGGCAGCGACGAGGAUGAGGCCAAGUGCCGCGAGCUCAAGCAGCGCUGCGGCCCUGGCGAAAUGAAGUGCCGCUCGAGUGCCAAGUGCGUGCCGAAGAGCAAGUUCUGUGACCAUGUGCCCGACUGCGAGGACAUGACGGAUGAGCCCACCAUAUGCAGCUGCUUCACCUAUCUACAAGCCACGGAUCCCUCUAAAAUAUGCGACGGCAAGCGCAACUGCUGGGACAAGAGCGAUGAGAGCUCGGUGCUCUGCAACUGCACUGCGGAUCACUUCCAAUGCACUUCCUCGGAUGAUUGCAUUCCACGCGACUUUGUCUGCGACAAGCAGCCCGACUGCCCGGAUGGCGAGGAUGAGCUUUUCUGCUUUGGCCUGGAGCAUCCGCUGCUGGACCAGCAUGAGGAUUACUGGGCGCAAACGGAGCACGGCUACCAGAAGCCGAGCAUGCAGUACGGCCAGGUAAUUGAGCAGUCCUACGGCAUUUGGCACACCAAAUGCUUUCCCAAGAGCAAGCCGCCGGGCAUAAACGAGGUGCGUGAGAUAUGCAAGAAGCUGGGCUACAAUCCCGAUCGGCUGCCCAGCUAUCGCCUCCUGGACGACGCCAGCAAUAAGCCGCAGCACACCUUCGAGGUGCCCGAUAGGCGCGGACGCAUCUUCUCCAGCGAGACGGUGGUGGGCAAGUACCGCGACUCCACCAAGGCGGUCAUCAUCAGCAAAUUCUCGCCGCUGCAGCUGAACGAACAGUUGACGCUCUUCCUCAAGCCCAGUCGAGCCAUUGCGGAGCUGGUACGAUGGAAUGCCACGGACUCGAAUAGCUGUUACAGGCUGGAAAUACGUUGCGUCUGAAUAUUGAAUAACCCCAUAAUAUAUAAUAAUCCCAUAAUAUCCCCAUCUCCUCGUUGUACUUUGUACGUUUUAGUAGCAAAUAAAACGAGUUUUUAGCUAAAUA